Messenger RNA from Rhinichthys klamathensis goyatoka, 8131 nucleotides. It is a transcript of the gene myo15b, whose product is annotated as myosin XVB. The coding region runs from base 103 to 8088 and encodes 2661 amino acids. The record is from RefSeq and is a predicted model, not a curated record. Lineage: Eukaryota; Metazoa; Chordata; Actinopteri; Cypriniformes; Leuciscidae. Gene Ontology annotation, cellular component: myosin complex; cytoskeleton. The transcript is spliced from 64 exons. Gene Ontology annotation, molecular function: ATP binding; cytoskeletal motor activity; protein binding.
GAUCCCCAGGGUGAUUCUUUUGAUGAGCCUUGUUCAUCUCCACAAGAUGUGGAGGAAAAGGCCAACUCAGGAGAUGCCAAAUAUGCAAUUGUGUUCCCAAGGAUGAACAAAAUUGACAAGGCAAAGGGAGCCACCAGUCCAUCUACUAGCACCAGCACAGGCGAUGGAGGCAGCACAGAGCGUAAACCACCAAAGCCUGGUGCUCGACUGGUUCUUCCAGUCAAGCCAGACCUUAGCCUACUAAGGUCCAUCAAGAAAAACACUCAGGGGAGUGAAAGUGAUAAGAAUAGCAGUCCAAACUCUCGAGUGACUGAGGGACAGCCAGAGGUCAAAGCAGACAACAAAGAGCCAAUAUUAGGGAUCAACGGUGGUACAAGUAUAUUACAAGCCGCCAAGGGAAAACUUGGGGUAUCGCAAGUAAACAUCACCAAGUUGUCUAUGUCAAAACCUUUGAUUAAAGGUGUAAGUGUGGGACAGAGCAAAGAAGUGGAGAGGAAUAUAAGGAAGGCAGAUUUAUCAGCAGAGUCCGAGACAAGGAGGAAUGGAGUGACGCAACCUUCUUAUGAGGAAGAUGCAGACCGAGAGGUGGCGGAGCUGAUGGGUGAGGGUCUUUUGCCCUCCGCUAUGGAGCUACACUGGGCUCAGAAUCAACAGAUGUGUGAUGAUCCUCAAGACUGGCUGCGUUCAGAAAACCUCCUGCCCCAUCAAACGGUGGAGAAGCUCACUAAAUGGACGGUGUAUCAAGAUGAUGAACAUGCUCACAUCAUUCCAGUCCAUAAUGGAAAAGGCCCAUGGGAAUCCGAAGAUCCGACCCAAAAAAUGCUAGAGGAGAGACUUAACAGCACACAGGUAAUGAUGCCAGGAAGCAGCCAAGCUGUGGAGGUGGAUGAGGUGGAAGAUUUGGCACAGCUGGAAGAGGUGUGUGAGAGUUCUGUUCUGCUGAAUCUGAAGAAGCGAUUUCAUCGGGAUUCCAUUUAUACGUAUAUUGGCAAUAUGCUUCUGUCCAUCAACCCCUUCAAGCUUCUCAGCAUCUACACUGAGGAUCUGAGACAGCAGUACCAGGGUAAAGAGAAGCACAAUAAUGCUCCUCAUAUAUAUGCCAUAGCAGAUGCUGCCUUUUGCCAAUCUCAGAAUUCCACCCAGGAGCACUGCAUCAUCAUAAGUGGGCAAAGUGGAUCAGGCAAGACAGAGGCUGCCAAGCUCAUUGUCCACUACCUGAGUUCCAUGUAUCAAGGCAGAAACGAUAAAUUACGCCAGCCAAUGGAUGUUUUGCCCAUUCUUGAGAGCUUUGGUAAUGCCAAGACUAUACUGAAUAACAACUCUAGCCGAUUUGGAAAGUACCUACACAUCCACAUAUGCCAUGGUGUUGUUGUCGGGACAUCAUUGUCAAAAUAUCUCCUUGAAAAAUCACGAAUUGUCUUCCAGGCCAAGGAGGAGAGAAACUACCAUGUGUUUUAUGAGCUGUUGGCUGGGAUGAAUGAGUGGGACAAGCAGGAUAUUUACCUGCAAGGAGCUGAAACGUACUUCUACCUCAACCAGGGCAGGGCUUGUGAGCUACAAGGGAAGCAUGACAAGCAAGACUUCCUGCUCUUGGUCCACUGCUUGGAGACAAUUGGUUUACAUGCAGAUCAACUAGCAACCAUUUGGGGCAUUCUGUCAUCAAUCCUGCAACUGGGCAACAUUUGCUUUAGCUCCUAUGAGAGUGAAUCGUUUGAGGUCGCCCGUAUUUUUAGUGAAGCUGAGGCUCGGAGAGUGGGAAACCUCUUGCAGGUGUCCGCAGAGGCCUUACAGACAGUCAUCACACACCGGGUGACUGAAACAACUUAUGAUAGGAUCUACUGCCCUCUAUCUGUGGAAAGUGCCAUUGAAUCCAGAGAUGCCAUUGCCAAGACGCUGUAUUCUGUGCUGUUUGACUGGAUUCUUGAACGCAUCAAUGACUGGUUGAUCCCCACAGAGAUGGACAGCACCGUCGGCAUUGUGGAUAUAUACGGCUUUGAGGACCUAAGUGUGAACAGUUUUGAGCAGCUGUGCAUAAACUUUGCCAACGAGCAGCUGCAACAGUUUGUGAACAAAGCCCUGGUGGCCCAAGAGCAGGAGGAAUACAGUGCAGAACAGAUUCAGUGGUAUCCAAUAGUUCUGGGAGACUCUAAUGGCUGUCUGGAUCUGAUCUCAGCACGGCCGUAUGGUAUUCUUCGCAUCCUGGAUGACCAGACUUGCCUUCCUCAAGCUACAGACCACACAUUCUUGCAAAAAUGUCACUAUCACCAUGGCAACAGUCCCUACUACACCAAGCCCAAAAUUCCUCUGCCAGUGUUCACAAUAUAUCACUAUGCCGGAGCUGUCACGUACCAGGUGCACAACUUUCUAAAUAAAAAUCAUGACCAGUUUCGGCCUGAAGUAUUAGAGCUUUUUGCCCGCAGUCGUUCACAGAUGGUGUCAGGUCUCUUCCGGAAGGUUCAGGAGCGUCACGUCCAACAGAAAGAGCUAGGAAGAGCAAGAGGUUACAGGAACCAGAUGACAACGGUAGCUGCUCACUUUCAGCAGUCACUUCUAGAGCUCACCACUCGUUUGGAGAGGUGUAAAACUACAUUCAUACGAUGCUUUAAGCCCAACUAUGUUAAGCUUCCAGGAAUAUUUGAUGUAGACUACAUAGCCACACAGCUGAGGCAUGGAGGGAUACUGGAGACCAUUCACAUACGAAAAGAAGGAUUUCCGAUUCGCAUCCCCUUUGCUCUGUUCAUGGAGAGGUAUGGUGUGUUAUUAGCCCAGAGAUCAGAAAACCAGUCUUGUGAAGAGCAAGUAGUGACUUUACUGGAGACUGUAGGAGCAGAGGAAGGCCAGUACCAGCUUGGACUCACUAAGGUGUUUAUGAAGGAGACUCUGUUCCAGCGGGUGGAGGAAAAAUGGAGUAGCACCCAAACAUGGGCAGCAGUCACCAUCCAGAGAAACAUUCGUGGCUUCAUCUGCCGAAGAAACUUCCGUUUCUUUAAACAAAAGGCUAUUGUCCUCCAGUCCCACAUCAGGGGCCACCAAGCCCGGAAGUACUACAAGAAACUGAAACAAUCCUUCACUCAGUUCUGGGCAGCUAUAAUGAUCACCAGAGACACCAUUAAGAGACGUCAUUGGAGAGAACAUAGUGAUAGAACCCGAGUGAAGGAAGCAGCAAAACCUACAUAUACCUCUUCAGAGAUGGAUGUGGGAAUAUUGGAGAUCCCGGCAGAACUGUCGGCCAGAUUGCGCAGUGCAGCGGGGCGUCCUCAAGGAUCAGGGGUGACUGAAGUAUCUCUACCAAAGGUCAAAGCAGAACACAACCUCUCAUUGCCCCUAGACAUUGACAGACACCCUUUCUCCCAAUAUGCCAACACAGUCCUGAAGGACGGAUGGUGCCAACCGCAGGGUUACCCACUUCAGAAGUCUUUGACAUCUCUGGACCCUGAUGAUGCCCGUACAGCUCUAGAAAUCUAUAAACUGAUCCUGCGUUUCACAGGCGACUCAGAUCUGAUUGGCUGGCAAGAGCAGAUGUUGGGGAACUACAUUGUGGAGAAGAGCCAAACUCGGCCCAGCAUGCGAGAUGAGAUUCUAUCCCAACUGGUCUACCUCACUUGGGACGGGGAUAAAGAGGAGAGUGUCCUGCGGGGCUGGUUGCUCCUGGCCUGCUGUCUGAGUGCCUUCACACCAUCUCCUGCCCUGGAGAAACCCUUGCUCAAGUAUGUGUCCGACCAAGGUCCAGGGGAGUACCGCUCCCUGUGCCAGCACAAGCUCCUCACAUCCCUCCAGCUCCCCUCUCCUGCCUGCAGGCAGCACCCUCCGAGUCAACUUGAGUGGACAGCCAAUCAGAGAAAGGGAAAGAUGGUGGUGGAGGUCAACACUUUCAUUGAGGAAAGGUUAACUGUGGAGGUGGAGUCUUGGACCACAGGGGAACAACUGGCUUCUUGGCUUCUUAGCUACAGAGGUCUGACUGAAGCUACACGGGGUUGGUCUGUGUCUCUGUUGGCUGGGGAGGGCUGGACCGACCUGGCAGGCUGUGACUUUGUCAUGGAUCUCCUGGCUGGAGUGGAGGCUGAUGUGCCCCUGGGUCACCCACCUGCUCAAACCGAUUACCUGUUUAGUGACACAGGCGACAGGAUGGCAACCACAGACCUGGAUGACUUUAUACCACCUGCUCCCCCUAUGCAGGCCCCUGGUCUCCCCUCCUUUGAAGCAUCUCCAUGGGACACCUAUGAACCCUCUUCCACAUCCCAGAGAUCUCGUGGUCGGCAGAUGGAUGCUUAUGUUGAUGAUCUCUUUGAUCCUGUGUUUGAUCAAGGUCCUCCGGACUUUGAACGGAUGGCCAUGCUGAAUCGCAGAAUGAGAGGAGGAGGAGGUAUGAUGCCCAGCAUGUACACCGGAGCAGGAAUGCAAAUGAAUCCUGCCAUGGCUGGCUAUGCUCCAAUGAUGCCAAACAUGAUGCAAGCUACCAUGCCUAUGAUGCAGCCCAUGCCACCUAUGAUGAUGCCACAAGCCAUGCCACAAGCCAUGCCUGCCGCCGCACCGGCUAUCAAUACACAGCAAAUGGCUGCUCAACAGCAGGCCUUUAUCAAUCAACAGGCUCAACUUCUAGCUCAGCAGAUGACCAUGCAGGCAAUGACACUGUCCCAGAAGCAACAGCAGGAAGAGAUGCGAAAACGUGAGAAGGAGUCACAGAGAAAGUCACCACGCCAGCGACGGCGCUCUCCUCCACGUGCACGUUCACCUUCACGCUCACGCUCACCCUCACCCAAACCCCGAAGCCGCCCCCAGGCAGAAAGAACCAUCCCUCAGACUGCGAAAAAAGCCUCAGAGCCCCCUCCAAAGCCCCGCAGCCCUGAGGCGCAGCCUAAAACAGAUGUGGAUCUUAAGGCCCCGGAAGAUCAAGGGUCCUUUCAAGAGAAGAGGAAUUUUUUUCAAAAGAUUGGUACGUCAGAAGCCCGCCCUAAAUCUGCGCCAAAGGUUGCUAAGCCACUGAUAUACGCCACUCCACCGGUGUCCCAACCCAAAUCACCUCUUCCAGUAAAGACUGAAGUGAAACCAUUCCCAGAACCUCCUGAAAAUCAAGAACCUGAACCAGAAUCUCCAGAACCCACAUCUCCUAAACCAGAACCUACCAGCAACAUUAGAGAGAUCAUUAAGCUGUACCAGAAUCGGCCCACUCCAGAACCUAAAGCCUACGAGCCUGUCAGGGUUCCAGCCAAGCACUUUGUAAAGAAAAAUGACCCCAAAGAAGAGGCACUGGCCAUUCUCAAAGCUCAGGGACCUGUCACUAAACAGAAGAAACAGUGGAAAGAGAUGCCUCCUCCGGCCCCUGAGUCCCAUGGCCCUCGCCCUAUCUCCAAUGAAAUGAAACAGAAGCAGCGCUCACUAGCUGAUCUCUUCGGCUCGCAGCGCUCGCAGCGCUCACAGGCUCUGCCUCGAGUUCUUGACCCCAUCCCUCCUCCACCUCCCAGAAUCCCUGACCCGCCACCGACACCUGCACCUGGACUUAAUCAGUUCAGCUGGAUGGCAGAGGAGGAGAGCGUUCGCUCCCAAUUGCACAGAUUCUCUGCCAGCGUCUACUUCUCCUACCCCAGUAUGCCUGCCAAACUCUUCCUGCGCAAGGAGCUAUUUUAUCCCAGAGAAAAAUUCAACCACCCAUACAUCCUUAAUUUACUCUGCGAGCAGAUCAUGCGAGACACUUACUCGGAUUCUUGUCUGAGGAUUUCACGUGAGGAGCGGCGUAAAAUGAAAGACCUGUUGGCGAGCUUCCAUAUCGGAACCAGCAUCAGUUCUCUAGAUGAUGACGCCAUGAAGAAAAGAAUUGUCAUGGCAGCAAGAGACAACUGGUCUAAUUACUUUUCACGUCUCUUUAAUGUGAAGCUGGGGAAUGGAGAUGCACAGGUUCUGGGAGUGUCUCAUCGAGGAAUCAGACUGCUGAAGGUGGCCAGAGCUUCAGGCAUAAAUCCCAAACACCUCAAACUGCUCCACAGCUACAGUUACUCACAGAUGUUGUCGGUACAGCAGCAAGAGGCUGGAAAAGUUGUGAUCACUUUAAGUAAUGAAGAAUUGGAACUUCACUCCCAACAGGCUCCACAGAUCGCUGCUGUGAUUCGUCUCUUCCUCAUGGAGCUGAUUAAGAACUCAGACUAUGUGAUCGCUGUGAAGAGCUACGUAACAGAUGACAGGAGCUUGCUGAGCUUUCACAGAGGCGAUGUCAUCAAACUGUUAAACAUGGACGGACUCAAUGAUGGAUGGAUGUUUGGUUCCAGUGGGGGCCGUUCUGGACUCUUCCUGUUGGACGUCACUCAGCCUUGUGCCCCACCAGACUACCACAGCAACAACAUGGAGCGGCAGCUUGAACGAAAAAAGAGUAUGAGAUUCACUGGCUCUGCCCUCAACGUACCUGCCAAUGGCCCCGUCACCAACAUUCCUGUCAAUGGCACUGUGACCAACGUACCUGCCAAUGUCAUUGUGACCAAUGUACCUCCCAAUGGCUCCGUCUCUAACAUCUAUGUUGCCCGCUCCGUGGCUACCAGCAGUGAAAACAGUGUGGAGGUGGCAUCCAUCCACAGAUCUGAAUCAGAACGUCAGCAUUAUAUCAUGACUGAGUUUGCUAGGAAGUUCUUCGCUGAUUCUAUCACCAGACCAAACAUGAAAGACAAAAAUCUAAAUGAGAUGGUGGGAUACACUCCAAAUCCCAUUCAGGAAUCACUGAUCCUUUUCUCAGACAAUGAUCUCAAUCGUCUGGGUUGUCAAAACUUCAUAUUUUUGAUGCAGUUUAUGUUGGAUCAGCCUAUGAAGAAAAAUCAGACAGAGAGUGACUGUUUAAACUUCAUUUUGCAGCUGGGAAAAGAGAAGGAGUUCCUCAGGGAUGAGAUCUACUGUCAGGUCAUCAAGCAGACCACCAAACAUCCAGUCAAGGAGAACUGCACCCGUGGCUGGCGUUUGUUCCGUCUGGUGACUGGAUUCUUCCCCUGUUCCAACACUCUCCUUCCGUAUUGCACCCGCCACCUGGAGAACAUCUUUCAGGAUGCCAACCACCCUUUUCAAGAACUGGCAAAUGUGUGUGCAAUGAAUCUCAGACGAUCACUCAGUUUUGGAGGACGCAGGCACAUCCCUUCACAUUCAGAGAUGGAGGCCAUUUUGGCUGUGAGGAACUGUCGUCGGCUGCCCAUCAUGCUGCCUGAUGGAACCGAAUUUCCCUGCAAGAUUCACAGUUUUAGUGUUGCAUUUGAGGUGGUACAAGACUUUUGCGCUGAGAUGGGUGUCAUAAAUACAGCAGAAGUGAAGGAAUUUUCCAUCUAUGCUACUAAAAAAGGGGGUGAUGUGACACGCCCAAUCCACUCCGAUGAGUAUCUAUUUGACUUCCUGCUGGAUGAUGGCUCGAUCUCCCUCUCCUUUCAUCGAAUAAUCUGGAAACAGCCACUCCGGUUCAGCAAUGAUCUUUACCUGGGGUUCCACUACCAGCUGUUUGUGUCUAAUUACCUGCAAGGGAGGCUGUUGCUGCCCAUGAACAGCUCUACAAUCUACCAGCUGGUGGCAGAGUUGACCGCUCUCCAACACCUUGCACUUGGACUGACUGAUCUACCAUCCAACUCUGAGGUAAAGCAGUACCUUCCCCGGAAGGAUGGGCUCAACUCCAGUGAUGAAAGGCUUCUUGCUACUACACGGGCACAAUUUUCUACCUUAGGCCCCCUCAGCCCUCUUGAUGCCAAAGCCCGCUUUAUCAAAAGUGUCAGUUCGCUACCUUUCUUUGGAUUUGAUAUAUUCACUGCUCAGAAAGUAAGUCAUUCCAGCUGCCCCUCUCCCUCGCUGAUCGCUGUCAACCAUGAAGUUAUCACGAUCAUUGAUCCCAAAUCACAGAACGCAUGUUUGACAGUGUCUCUAGAGGAUGUGCAGUCCUUGCGCUCAAUCAGUCCCAAAAAAGACAAGCUGCAAUCAGUUCAGAUCCUCUUUAGUGGCCAAACUCAACCCAGGACUCUCAGCUUCAAUCUAAAGCAGGCAAAAGAACUAUGCCAUACCAUUGCUGUGAUUAUAGAAGAGGUGGUGAAACCCUCCUACAGCAGCAUGUCCAGUCGGGCCGGAACCCCAUUUUAAACAACCGACAAAUGCAAACAUCACCUAAUAUCCCAUGACUUAC